AUGUCAGAAGGAAAAGAUCUUAGAUGGUUUUCAGGCCACACCCAUUUGAAGAUGUCUUGGGUUCAGCAUCAAAUCCAGCUGAAAGAUGGUUAUUUGAGCUACCCCCCUCCUUUCUCUCUUCCCUCUUCGCCCCCAUAUGUUGCUACUUUUCAUAGAGAUUCGAAUCCACCAGCAUCAUCUGGUACAAAAAUAAGUCCUGCUGUUCUUUUUAUAAUAGUAAUUCUGGCUGUACUGUUCUUCAUCUCUGGUUUGCUGCAUCUGCUCGUUAGAUUUCUUACAAAGCACCCAUCUUCCUCAGCUUCUUCUCCUCAGUCGAAUAGUUACCCAGAACUUUCUACUUCUGAUGCUCUUCAGAGACAGCUGCAGCAACUCUUCCACCUUCAUGAUUCUGGUCUAGAUCAAGCUUUUAUUGAUGCUCUUCCUGUUUUCCAAUAUAGAGACAUAGUGGGUUUGAAAGAGCCGUUUGAUUGUUCUGUCUGUCUUUGUGAAUUUUCUGAAAAGGACAAGCUCAGAUUGCUUCCUACGUGUAGCCAUGCUUUCCAUAUCAACUGUAUAGAUACUUGGCUACUGUCAAAUUCAACAUGUCCUCUUUGCAGGGGUACCCUCUUCAAUCCCGAUUAUUCGGUUCAAAACCCAAUUUAUGAUUUUGAUGAGUUUAGAGAAGAAGAAGGGUAUCCUGGUAAUGGAGAAAACGGGUUCACUACUAGGCAAAAGACCAUGGACAUUGAGGAAAUUGUUGUUGAAAAUGGGAUUUUGCCUGUGAGACUUGGCAAAUUUAGAAAGGUAGAUGUUGAGGUAGGAGGGGAGACUGGAGUAGGAGAGACUAGUAGCAGUAAUUUGGAUGCAAGAAGAUGUUUUUCAAUGGGUUCAUAUCAGUAUGUGCUUGGUGAUUCAGACCUUCAGGUUCCCUUAUCGAAUGAUCAACCAGACCGCAAUAUAAAGCUAACAAGAGGGAUACAACACGAUGGUAAUCCUUCAAUUGAUAGUGAUGUGGAGGGAAAGAAGAUCAGUAGUGUGACUAAGGGUGAAAGCUAUUCUGUUUCCAAGAUCUGGCUCUGGUCAAAGAAGGGCAAGUUUUCGAGUUCUAUUGAUACACAGAUGGGUAUGCCUUCCUCUCUUAAUACAGACUUGCCGUGGAUGGGAAGAAUGCGAGCAGAAUAA
Messenger RNA from Prunus armeniaca (apricot), 1161 nucleotides. The record is from the annotation of a GenBank genome assembly. Lineage: Eukaryota; Viridiplantae; Streptophyta; Magnoliopsida; Rosales; Rosaceae.